AAAGGUCUGAAUGCGUCACGUGACGCGCAGGAUGCGCAGCACUUUAUCGUCCGGACGGAAAACGAAAGAAAAUGUCUGAGAAGGAAAGCUUUGAUGUUCUGGAACUGGCAGAGAAAGUCAAGGAUCAGAACAAAAGGUGGUGGAACAAAAUGUUUGGGAAAAACAGCUCCGGACCUGCGGCUGAGAAAUACUCUGUGGCCACUCAGCUGGCUAUUGGAGGAGUGAGCGGCUGGUGUGCAGGAUACCUGUUUCAGAAAGUUGGGAAAGUUGCUGCAUCGGCUGUUGGCGGAGGUUUCUUUCUUCUCCAGAUCGCACAUCACACGGGCUACAUUAAAGUAGACUGGAAAAGAGUCGAGCACGACGUGAACAAGGCCAAGAAGCAACUGAAGCUGAACUCAGACAAGCCCCCGAAAGAAGUCACUACUAAAUUUAACGAGGUGCAGCUGUUCGUCAAGAACAACAUUGUCCUGACAGGAGGUUUCGCAGGAGGGUUUCUGCUCGGUUUGGCCUCAUAGGAGCCUUUAUCAUCAUGUCUUUAAGCUCGAGGAUGUCAUCUAACACUUUAUACAGCAGCUUGCAUUUAACUCAGCACUGCUUUACCAGUUUGACUUCUCAUUAAUAUGCGUAGGCAUGUUGCGAUGUGUCCGUAAUGAAACAUUUAUAUAUUGAAGAAUGUAUAGUUCAGUGGUUUGAUGUGCAUUAUUUAAAGCCCCUGUAACAUUGAAUAUUAUUUUUGCUGUAUUUUGUUGGUACAUGACUUGAAUUCAGACAUGUAAAUAUUUGCAGGCCUUUAAAAAAAAAAAACUACAUGCAAACUUGCAGAAUUAUAUCAUCAAGCUCAAAUAUUCACAUGCAUUAUUUUUGUAAUAAAUCUGGAUAUUAUUUCCAAAAUCAAGGGUUUAAAAAGUUGUGAAUCAGGAUUUAAGCAACUGUGAUUGUGCUCUUGAUAUUUUAUAUAUCAUCUAUUUUUCUAAAUUGCAGCUUAUGCUUUGCACGUUGUGAUAUUUGACUUUCUUUUUUGUCAUAUUAUGUGAUCUGAUUAUCAAUUGUAUUAUUACAAACCCCCGCUGUAUUUUCCGACUUGAGGAAAUCUGAACGUGUCUAAGUGAUGUUCAUUGUUACGUCAAUAAAAUAAUUAAACUUUAAA
Danio aesculapii is the source of this 1147-nucleotide messenger RNA. It is a transcript of the gene fundc2, whose product is annotated as fun14 domain containing 2. NCBI's taxonomy places the organism in Eukaryota, Metazoa, Chordata, Actinopteri, Cypriniformes, Danionidae. The transcript is spliced from 5 exons. Gene Ontology annotation, cellular component: mitochondrial outer membrane. Gene Ontology annotation, biological process: autophagy of mitochondrion. The record is from RefSeq and is a predicted model, not a curated record. Bases 72 to 515 code for a protein of 147 amino acids.